AUGUCCUCAACAUGCAAGUAUGAACAAGUGUGCCUAUGUGGUAAAGAUUUACAUCAACCUAGUGAAUGCAUCGAACCAUUUAAGUGUGUUAACUGUGGGAAUGACCACUUGUCUAAUUCAAAGAACUGUCCGAAAAUGAAGGAAGAAGUCAGCAUACAGAAUAUUAGAACAACAGACAAAAUUUCCUAUAUUGAAGCUAAAAGAAAGUAUUACGCCGCAAUGCCUGCUAAUACAACGUAUGCCCAAGUAACAGCCUCUGGGUCAGACAAUACUACGGCUAAGAAAUUCAUUCAGGAGCUCAUCCCAGAUAUUGCUCAGAUUAUAGACCAACAGGUCAAAAAAGCAAUAGAUGAGGUAAUUAAGACCAGUUUAUCAAUAUACCUGCCGUCUACCUCAUCAGAAAGAAGGCCUAUGCGACGGGAUCAGUAUGACCUCGAUGCAGCCUCAAUUGUCUCUGAUACUCCAUCACAACUUUCAGAUAAAAGAAAAAGGACACAAUAUAUUCGGACUGAAGAGCUAGUCUGCCUUACCGAUACUUCUGAAUCACAACUAGAUGAUGAGCUGAGUCAAACUAAAAGGAAAAAGGGUUGGCCAAAGGGUGUACCACUUCGGCUAGAAGAUGCUAAAGAAGCUAUGAAGGAAAAUGUCCUCCACUCAUGGCAGGAAGAAUGGAACCUCUCGAAUAAAUUUUUGAAAACGUUCAAGCCAAGCAUAAAAAAAUGGAGCCUUCCACAUAUGACACGUAGAGAACAAAAAUGUCCUAAUACCGAAAUGUGUACUUGUGGUCAACCCAAUCACCCAGGAGAGCCGUGCAAUGAACAUAAGAAAUGUAUCAACUGUGAAGGACAGCAUGCUGCUGAUUCUAGAGAAUGUCCGCGGAUGAAGGAAGAAGUUGCCAUCCAAAGAGUGAGGACGCUAGAAAAAAUUAGUUAUCUGGAGGCAAAAAGGAAACGUGAAGUUGCGUCAGAACUAUCUAUAAAUUUACCUGCUGAUCUCCGCAAUGCUGACGAUGAACCAGUGGCCCCAGUACCGGAGGCCAACAGGCCACCCGCUGCUUCUGAGCUGGAAUUCGAAAGGAUUCAUUUGCUUUAUGAUGGAGUGGACCCUAUGAUGGAACCUAGACUUUCCAAACUAAUUUAUAAUAACAAGACUAAACCUAUAUUGAGUGAAAUCAACAAAAUUCUGGAUUCCAAAAUAACAACUGAUAUACCCAUCGAAAAUCUACACAGCCUUAUUUAUAGUGGAGCAGCAACGGUGCUAACACUAAACAAGCAGAAAAUCUCCACGGACACACAAAUUAAAAAUGUCUCAGUCACGCCAGCAUGGCAGCGCCGAAUUACUAAUAAAAUCGAUAGUAUCAGGCGGGACAUAGGAAUUCUGACACAAAAUCAAAGCUUGAACCCCAGCAGCUCAGUCACUAAGAAAGCCAAGGCCAUUCUUGGAAGGGAGCAAAGACUCGAAAACCCAACAGCAACAGAAAUACUGGAUCACCUUAAGCAAAAGCUCAAGGCUAUGGCUAAAAAGCUCCGACGGUAUAAGGAAAGUAACACAAGACGUCAACACAAUAGUCAGUUUAGCAGGAGUGAAAGGAGCUUUUAUAAAAAUUUAGAGUCAGAAGAUCACGAGCCUCAAACCCUGAAAGAAAAUAAGGUCCCCACACCAGAGGCCACGAAAACGUUUUGGGAAUCAAUCUGGGGGAACCCUGUGAUUCACAACAAUACCAGAUGGCUGUUUGAUGAGAAGAGGUCUACAUCUAGCCUCCAGACUAUGUUGGAAUGGGAAGUAACAACCGACCAAGUAACCAAGGCUAUAAACAAGACCUCGAAUUGGAAGGCACCUGGACAGGAUAAAUACAAAAUUUUUGGUAUAAACAAUUCAAGGUCAGUCAUCAACAUCUAG
Messenger RNA from Acanthoscelides obtectus, 1899 nucleotides. The record is from the annotation of a GenBank genome assembly. NCBI's taxonomy places the organism in Eukaryota, Metazoa, Arthropoda, Insecta, Coleoptera, Chrysomelidae.